CGAUUGCUCAACAGCUUCAUAAUUUGCAUGAUUUCAAAGACUGAAUUAAAAAAAUUGAUUAUAGUAACUAACUGAGAGAACUGUCAUUUCCAAUGGACAAAAGAGUGCAGGGGGGAGCAGCUCCCAGAAUUCAGACGGGUAUCCCUGGGCUGAACGGCAGGGAAGAGCUGGCGCUUUUCAUUUGCAUUCUCUGUCUUUAUGCUCCAAACAUAACGCGUGCUGUAACACUGAACUGCUCCCAGCCUGAUGCUAAAUCGCUCUACGUGGAAAUAGAAAAGACAUUCUACCUAAGCGCCGUCCGUCCCGUGUACAGCCUGAAGACACCCACCAAUGUCACUCUCUCAGUAACACUCUAUAGUAUCCUCGGGGUGGAUGAAAAGACACAGAUAUUAACGACUUACCUUUGGCUUAACCUGGAAUGGUACGUUGAGUUUCUGAGCUGGGACCCUGUGCAGUGUGGAACAGCAGUGAUCACUCUUCCCAGGAAGAAGCUUUGGGUGCCAGAUAUUGGUAUUAAUGAGUGCAUGGAUGGUGACACUUCCCCCAAAACCACAUACGUGUACCUGUACUCCUCUGGACUGGUAUCUGACAGCCGGCCAGUGAGAGCCAUCAGCUCCUGUAACCUGGACAUCUACACCUUUCCGUUUGAUGUCCAGAACUGCUCGUUGACCUUUAAUUCCUACACGCACCUUGAUUAUGACCUUCGGGUGGAUAUGGGCAUUUCAGGCGAGGAGACACUGAGAUAUUCCAAGCUGGUGAUGACGACUAUUGGGGAGUGGGAACUACUAGACAUCAAAGCUAUUAAAGUUACUCAAUACAAUUUUUCCAAUGAAACUUAUGACACAAUUGUCUACCAUAUCGUCAUGAGACGCAGGCCCACCAUGUAUGUGGUGAACCUCCUGAUCCCCAGCUGCUUCCUCAUGAUCGUGGACCUCUUAAGCUUUCUUCUGCCACCAGAGGCUGUAGACCGUGCCACCUUCAAGAUGACCAUCAUCUUGGGCUACACUGUAUUCCUGCUCAUCAUGAAUGAUUUGCUACCUAUUACCGGAAAUAGACUUCCACUCCUUAAUGUCGUCUUCUCUGUCUGCCUGGCUUUGAUGGUAGCAAGCCUUCUGGAGACUAUCAUCAUUACCAAAAUCCUGUGCAAAUCCAACCACUCUGCAGUACCUCACUGGGUCCAGAUCCUCGUUUUUAAAUACCUGGCCUGGCUUGUUCGCUUUCCCCAGAAACUGGGUGAUCAGGUGACAGAUACCCACUCCACUACUACUGAGGCUUCCUCAGCCUUUUUCAUUUCGCAUGAUGCCAUGAAAUUAGUGGAGCCAGCAAAGGAUACUGAGGCCCAGGACAGGACAAGACUGGCGGGUCCAGCUGUAGAGGAGCUGAAGAAACUGAGUCAGGACCUUCUAGCCAUUCGCAGUCACGCAGAGGAACACCUCCCAGACUACCGCGCUGAUGACUUGUGGACCCAGAUUGGACACAUCAUCGAUCGGUUUCUGUUUAUCCUCUAUCUCCUCUUCAUUUCUUUUAGUAUUAUCACUUUUACUGUUUUUUGGGUGAUAUGGUCUUCCCAGUAGAUUGCCAUCGUAUGUCAAAAUCCAGUCUAUCUUAAUUGCAGGAUUUACAUGUACUCGUUCAGCAAUUCAGUUGCAUUAUUUUGGUUUUCCUGUAAUUGGUGUCAUUCUGACAGCGGCUCUAUGACAGCUUUCUCGAUGUUGUUUUCGAAAAAAGUGAUGUAAUAUUCACCCUCAUAAAUAACCCUCUGGAAUCUAGAAAAUAGUUUUAUGCCAUCUCUUAGCUGGGUAUUUGGGCUUUUAGCUCACUGAACUGAUUUUACUUCCGGGGGACAUGGAAGUGUGGUCAUUAAUGACAAAUUAGUUUAAAGAUACACGUG
Messenger RNA from Paramormyrops kingsleyae, 1891 nucleotides. RefSeq names its product 5-hydroxytryptamine receptor 3A-like. Gene Ontology annotation, molecular function: transmembrane signaling receptor activity; extracellular ligand-gated monoatomic ion channel activity. Gene Ontology annotation, cellular component: membrane. Gene Ontology annotation, biological process: monoatomic ion transmembrane transport. The record is from RefSeq and is a predicted model, not a curated record. Lineage: Eukaryota; Metazoa; Chordata; Actinopteri; Osteoglossiformes; Mormyridae.